AUCUGAAUAUCUUUGCAUUUGGUUAGUAAUGGGGGUGUAACAGCAGCCCCCUUCAUGUGCUCUGCUGGCAGAGGAGCCAGACCAGUUUCUGGUGUUGGGAUGUGUGCCCCUGCUCUGACCUCUACUUUCCGCCCACUUUGGCCAUCUAUAAGCAGAGGUCCACACAGGUAAAAGGUCUGCUUCUUCUGGCAAUGUCUUUGCACACAUCACCCGGGUCCAGAUUAUCUGGAACAGGCCAGGCCAGUCUUAUAAAUUACAGUAGAUGUCACUUCCUUGAGGAAACGCCUUGUUGGAUUAUUAACCAUUUAUUGCCCAGAGCAAGGUAAAGGGCAGGCGGAUCCACUUGAAAGGCUGAGGUUUCCAUAGUAAAGUCAGCAGGGAUGGGUGUUCCAACCUUCCCAUUGUGGACGAUGUGAUGAGACUUGGACGACGAUAUGGCGGAUGAAGCAUGCCGGACACGGAGUCGAAAGAGAGUGCUGGAGAGAGAGGUGACACAGAAUGACACUGACAACAAGAAGUUAAAACUGGAGAAGGGGCUGUUGGAUGGGGAUCUCAUGAUGAAGGCAGAAUCUGGAUCUGACAGUAUGCCGGGACUUAUCAAAAGUGGGGAGGUGAAGGCCACUAUUAAAGUGGAGGUAUCAACGGGAGAAGAACCAAUGGAUAUGAGCACCUCAAAGAGCGAAAUGAAGAGAGAGAAGAGGUCUCCCUCUCCAGACGUGAUAGUUUUGUCUGAUAAUGAACCAUCAAGUCCACGGAUGAAUGGCUUAAAGCCAGCAAAGGAGCCCGAUUCUGAAACGUUUUUGCUAAUACAGAGAAGCAGCCCUGAAGAAAGAGAGCGAUUGAUCAAGCAACUAAAAGAAGAAUUACGGCUAGAAGAAGCUAAACUGGUGCUACUCAAAAAACUCCGCCAGAGUCAGAUCCAGAAAGAGACUGCGCCACAAAAGGUACCAUCCCGUAUUGGUGGCACUGUUAUCCCUCCUCCCUUAGUACGGGGUGGCCAACAGGCACCAUCCAAGCAAUCUACACAGAUAGUUAUGCCACCACUUGUGAGAGGAGCGCAGCCCAUUUCGGUGUCUCCUCAGCAGAUGCACAAUAUCAGACAACAUCCAAGUUCAGGCCCGCCUCCAUUACUACUUGCUCCUCGAGCAUCAGUGCCCAGUGUUCAGAUGCAAGGUCAGAGGAUCAUUCAACAGGGUCUGAUUCGGGUGGCAAAUGUGGCAAACACAAGCUUGUUGGUCAACAUUCCGCAGGCGUCCCCAACUUCUUUGAAAAGCUCAGCUGGAACAACCGGAAAUACCACCAGCAUCUCAAUCGGUAAUGCUAAUGACUCUCCUGCCAGCCGGCAAGCAGCUGCCAAGCUUGCCCUACGUAAGCAAUUGGAAAAAACCUUGCUGGAGAUUCCACCACCCAAACCACCUGCUCCAGAACUUAACUUCCUUCCAAGUGCCGCCAAUAAUGAGUUCAUCUAUCUAGUAGGACUGGAGGAGGUAGUGCAGAACCUGCUGGAGACUCAAGGUAAAACUGUGCCACAACCUGCAUCUCAUGAGCCUUAUAGUUGUGCCCAGUGCAAGACUGACUUCACCAGCCGCUGGAGGCAGGAAAAGAAUGGGACCAUCAUGUGUGAUGUUUGUAUGACUUCUAACCAAAAGAAGGCCCUGAAAGCUGAGCACACUAACCGACUGAAGGCUGCCUUUGUCAAAGCUCUGCAGCAAGAGCAGGAGAUUGAGCAACGAAUACUGCAGCAGAGCUCUUCCCCUGCACAGAUUAAGUCAGAACAUUCUGUUCAACAUCACUCUCUAAAACAGAGCCCCACACCAAUAUCCCGUGGAUUAUCAGGGACCACCCGGGGUGUGCUGCAUACGUUCCCACCUACGACCAAGCUGCCUAAUGCAGCCACAAUUGCCAACCGAUCGGUAAAACCCGGAGAGCGUCCUGUGAACAAAACUAAUAUGGUAUCUGGAAACUGGAAGAAAUCUCCAAUUAAUGCAGGUUUGUACAUCGGACAGACUUCUAGUCAGAGAGUCAUAGCGACACAACAAUCAAAGAAACAAUCAGUGGAGAUGCACAGGGGAGGGACUUUAGCAUUUGUGAACCCUGGCCUCACUGUGCAUAAGUCAGCAGCUGUGGACCGCCAACGGGAAUACCUCCUAGAUAUGAUUCCUUCUCGCUCAAUCACCCAGUCCUCUACGUGGAAAUAAUGAAUGCAUCCUUCAGCAAUGACAGAUAUAAAGACAAAAAAAAAAUGAACGCAAACUUUGAGAACAUGAGAAAGCAAGAAAGGACUCUUUCCGGAUAGCCCUUUCCCUAACAGAAGAGGGAAGGAUGAUCCUUUCUCAUCACUUUUCCUUCUUUGCCAUUUUCUACUACACAUGGAAAGCUCUGUAGUACCCUGCAGAUGAGGUGUCUGUUGUGCUUUCUUCCAGAAAGAGGAGUGCACAAGAAAAAGGAAGCCACUUCAUUCCCCCACCUCCCCGUCAAAUUUUCAUCAAAACUGGCAUGAUGUCUUAUACUACAGUUCGCCAUCCUCCAGAUGCAUACUUUUCUGCAUUCAGGUCUAAUUUUCCUUAAAUAAACUAUAAUUCCCUCUACUAAGGCAUCAGAGUUUUUUCCAAGGUGUGUUUUGAAGAUGUAACUGGAUUUUUUUUUUUUAUAAUUAUUCUAGGUAUUGAUAUUUCUCAUGGCUGCAUUUAUCAGGUCCACUUCUGAUUCUGGGGCAGAACAGAUCCAGUCAGAACAAAAGCAUUUUGUUAAUAUAGUUAUAUUUAAAUAAAUCUAUGAAAAAUAUUAUGUUUAUGCCCCACACGGUUUCUCGCUGUGGGUAGUCCAGCCACAUGGAAAUUAUCGGAAGGAUGUUUCCACCCUAAUCCAAUUUCUUCUUCAACCCAGUUUGUAUGCUUUUCACUGGACGCAAGUUUGUGAAGGGUUAGAGGAUUGAAAAAAAUAAAAAAUCUGAGGUUGGUUUGUACCUCAUGUUUAGGUAAAUGCUGCAUUGUUCAAGACUUUUUCUUCUGUUUUUGGGCUGUAUCAGUGGCUUCCCUCUACUGGCUUUACAAAAAAAAAAAAAAAACGCAUUGCAACAAUAAAGAAAAGCCAAGUUGGGACAGUCUUCUAUAUUCCGUCUAUCCAUCGUUUCCUCGCACUCAACAAGUGUCCCCUCGAUGUAUCCUGCUUCUGUUUCAGGAAAGUGGAAGCGAUUUGUUUGGCGGAGGAGAAAGGAUUAAAAAAAAAAAAAAAAAACCUAACCUGCUGGUUAAAUCUUCACUUUCCCCACUAAAAUAAUGAUCUUUUAACCCUCUUUCUGUUGUGUGAAUAUCAAUGUUUAGAUACUUUUUGAUAUAUGCAGUUGCUUAGGGGUUAGGUUAUAUAUAUAUUUUUGUUUUGUUGGAGGGAAGGGAGACUUUGUAUAAAAGUAAAAAAAUAGAAUCUAAACUUGAGGCGUGUGUGUGUAUGAUAAAGUAGCCGAAUGACUAUGAAUAUUAUAUAUAUAUAUAUAUCUAUUUUAUAUUUUUUUUUUUCCCAUUCCAAAAUAUAUAUGGCAGUUUUCAGGGGAAGGUUUACUUUUAUCCAAAUUUUUUAUUUUAUUUUUUUCUCCCCCCUGUGCUGGAGAGCAGACAUGGUUAUGGUUUUAACAAAACUUUUUUUUUAUUAUUUUUUUUUUCUCCUCCCCAGCCUUUAGCAAUAAGCACUCUUUUAUUUAAAUAUUAUUUGGCAUCCUUUGACAUGGCCUAAAAUAUAUUUGGGUAUUUUUAGUGGGUAACCUUGCCCUGAGAAAAGCACCUCUGUAGCAUUUUUUUUUUUUUUUAUAUAAAUAAAAAUCCCAUGAUUGUAUUCAUCACAAGUAUAUAUUUAUUCAAUUAUCUGUACAUAUUUUUAUUUUUUUUCCCCAGAUCCCCCCCCCCCCCCCCCUCCCACAGGAGAUCUCCCAAUAGAAGUAAAAUUUUAGUUUUUCAUCUCUGUCCUGAAAUAAGGGUGGCAAUGGUUAGGAAACAAUUAUUUAAAUGUUCAUGGCUGCUCUCGCCACUUCCCAGAGGUUAUUUUGUCCUUUGUUUAAACACUGUACACCUGAUUUUAGGUGGUACAAGCUUUUUUUUUUUCUGACUGUGGGAAAUUCAGCGUGCGUGUGUGUGUCUGCCAGAAUGUGUGGAUAUAGGGGUUGCCCCAUCACUGAUAGAACUAGCCGUUUCUAUUUAAUCACACUGGCCAGAACCGCAUUUCUGAAUAAUAUUAAUAAAUAACUAAGCCAA
Molecule: messenger RNA, 4244 nt
Organism: Bufo bufo (common toad)
Lineage: Eukaryota; Metazoa; Chordata; Amphibia; Anura; Bufonidae
Gene: GATAD2A
Product: GATA zinc finger domain containing 2A
Exons: 11
Coding region: 435-2198 (587 amino acids)
Biological process (GO): negative regulation of transcription by RNA polymerase II
Cellular component (GO): NuRD complex
Molecular function (GO): sequence-specific DNA binding
Source: RefSeq, a predicted model, not a curated record